Molecule: messenger RNA, 801 nt
Organism: Spodoptera littoralis (African cotton leafworm)
Lineage: Eukaryota; Metazoa; Arthropoda; Insecta; Lepidoptera; Noctuidae
Source: the annotation of a GenBank genome assembly
AUGAAGUAUUCGACGUCGCCUACUCCGAGCCUGAGUAACUACCCAAGGAGUACAUCUCCGUUACCAGCGCCUGCUAAUUACCAGCCUACGACAGCCAGCGCGGCUGUGAAGCGCUACAAAUACAUCAGAAGACUGUUCAAAUUCAAUCAGAUGGAUUUUGAGUUUGCUGCCUGGCAAAUGGUGUAUCUGUUUGUGUCACCACAGAAAGUGUUUAGGAAUUUCAAUUAUAGAAAACAUACAAAGUCGCAGUUUGCAAGAGAUGACCCGGCGUUCCUAGUUCUACUUAGUGUAUGGUUAUUCUUAUCUUCAAUAUGCCUCGGCCUUGCGAUGGGCCUGACAGCAGGGAAAGUGGCGCUGUUUGUACUGUUUGUAGUAUUUGUAGACUUCAUAGGAGCUGGUAUACUUGUGUCUACAAUCUUUUGGUAUGUAAGUAACACGUACUUGCGCCGGGACCCGGACGGGCCGGACGUGGAGUGGGGCUACGCGUUCGACGUGCACAUCAACGCGUUCUUCCCGCCGCUCUCACUGCUGCACUUCUUCCAAAUCGUCUUCUUUGAAAAUAUCUUGUUCCGUGAUGGUUUCCUAUCCUGUCUGGUGUCCAACACAUUCUGGCUGGCGUCCAUCAUUUACUACCUCUACAUCACAUUCUUAGGGUAUAGCAAUCUCCCGAUGCUGCAAAACGCCCGCGUGUUCCUGUUACCCCUACCGAUCCUGUUCCUCACAUACCUGGCGACCCUCGCGAUUGGGUGGAACCUCAGCGAGAUGCUCGUCUACUUCUACAUGAUGAGGGUGCUGCACUGA